Molecule: messenger RNA, 1454 nt
Organism: Siniperca chuatsi (mandarin fish)
Lineage: Eukaryota; Metazoa; Chordata; Actinopteri; Centrarchiformes; Sinipercidae
Product: olfactory receptor 1030-like
Exons: 1
Coding region: 80-1015 (311 amino acids)
Biological process (GO): G protein-coupled receptor signaling pathway
Cellular component (GO): membrane
Molecular function (GO): olfactory receptor activity; G protein-coupled receptor activity
Source: RefSeq, a predicted model, not a curated record
UUUAACAACAGAGGACAACACAAUCAAGGACAAGACAGAGAUAACUAACCAGUGACAUUUUUUGACAAAUCGGUAAACAAUGAUCAAUGCAACCAUUUUAAGUGCAUUUUCCUUAUCAGGAUUAAAUGACAUAACAGCAAAGCACAGAGUUGCUCUUUUCUCUGUCACCCUGUUGUGUUACAGUGUGAUUUUUCUUGUAAAUGGUGCUCUUAUUGUUACUAUCAUAUUGGAGGAAAAACUUCAUGAACCCAUGUACAUCUUCCUAUGUAAUCUGUGCAUUAAUAGUCUUUAUGGGACAGCAGGCUUUUACCCCAAGUUCCUUUUUGAUCUAUUGUCUAACACUCAUGUUAUAUCUUAUGCUGGUUGCCUGUUGCAGGUCUUUGUAAUCUACUCCUAUGUAGCAACAGAUUUUUCUUUUCUAGCCCUGAUGGCCUAUGACCGAUAUGUGGCUAUAUGUCGACCACUGGAGUAUCACUCUGUUAUGACUAAACAUAGGGUUGUUUUGUUGGUGUGUUUCUCCAGACUUGUACCUUUCCUCUGUCAGACUAUUGUGAUGAUAAUGACCUCUAAACUGGAGUUAUGUGGCUCCCACAUAGAAAAACUUUAUUGUGAGAACUGGUCAAUCCUCAAACUUUCCUGCAAUUCAAUAACAACAAAUAAUAUUGUUGGAUUUGUCAUCAUAUUUUUCUAUUUUGGGCAUGACCUUUUCAUUGUGUGUUCUUAUGUGCAGUUGGUAAAAUCAGCUUUAAAGUCAGGAGAGGGCAGGAGGAAGUUUAUGCAGACAUGCGUGCCACAUUUAUUAUGUUUGCUUAAUGUCACAGUUGCUCUGCUUUUUGACCUCAUGUACGCUAGAUAUGGAUCAAGCUCUGUAUCACAGAGUGUAAAGAAUUUCAUGGCCAUACAGUUUCUCGUGAUUCCACCUAUUCUCAACCCUAUUAUUUAUGGACUUAAACUGACUCAAGUUCGCAACAGUUUUUUAAGUUUGUGUACAGACAACAAACAAGGAUUAGGCUGAUACAUUGUGAAAUUGUGUUUUCAGGUCAGCCUUUCUAUCAUCAGGUUCCCAUAUGAUAUGGGAAAGUGAUGGUCAGACAUGUGGCCUGACCUUUCUUUCAAAGCAUUGGAAUAUAUCCAAUGACAUGAACCCCCUUUCUAUUUCUGCUUCCAGAAUUUGGUUGACGAAUAGAUAUGAACACUGAGGUGCGCUUUCUGAGAUUUUUCACAUCAUAGUUCUUUAAACAUUUCAUGAUAUCUUUUUAAAAUAAUUCAUCAGAAAAACAACAACAUUGUUAGUGUCUAAGGAUACACAAGCUGAUGCAGAUUCCACAUGUAUAAUAAUUGUAAGAACUGAAGAGGCUAAGUAUUGAUACAUACUUUGAGUUGUCAACUACAUUUUAAGUUUUCGUUGACUCUGUUUCAGAGAGGUGUUGAUUAAACUUUGUGGUCAUUCUGGA